This is a messenger RNA of Striga hermonthica, 3408 nucleotides long. The record is from the annotation of a GenBank genome assembly. NCBI's taxonomy places the organism in Eukaryota, Viridiplantae, Streptophyta, Magnoliopsida, Lamiales, Orobanchaceae.
AUGAAAAUUCUCAGUUGUUUCAUGUUGAUUUUCUGGUUUUCUGCUUCAAAAUUGGGGGUGGCUGCUCUGAAUUCAGAUGGUACAACUCUGUUGUCCCUUGUUAGGCAUUGGACGGUUGUACCUCCAUCCGUUAAGCUCAACUGGAAUGCUUCUAAUGCCACUCCUUGUUCUUGGGUCGGGGUGCAUUGUGACCGUGAAAACUUCAUUGUUGGUUUAAAUUUGUCUAGCUUUGGGAUUUCAGGUCGAUUGGGACCCGAAAUCGCUUAUUUAAAGAGGUUGAAAACAAUUGACUUGAGCAAUAACAGUUUUUCUGGUUCACUCACACCAGCACUGGGCGAUUGUAGUCUUCUUGAGGAUAUGUAUUUGUUCGAGAACAGUUUUUCUGGUGAAAUUUCAGAAACUCUUGGAAAUUUGCAGAAUUUGCAGAACUUGGAUCUGUCUGAAAACAAUUUUUCUGGUAAAAUCCCAGAAAAUAUUGGGAAUUUGCAGACAUUGCAAUAUCUGAGCUUGUGGUCGAAUUCUCUCAUUGGCGAAAUCCCCGAGUCUUUAUUUCGAAUACCAUUCUUGAGCACAAUUUACCUCAGCAGAAACAGCCUCAGUGGUUCUAUUCCAUCGUAUAUUGGGAAUUUGAGUCAUCUCGAAUUUUUGUAUUUGGACUAUAAUCAGUUAUCUGGAGUUAUUCCUUCAUCCAUAGGUAACUGCAGUUCUUUGCAUGAUCUUUAUUUGCAUGAUAAUAAUCUGGAAGGUGCAUUGCCUCGUAGCUUUAACAAUCUCGACCGACUUGUUUCUUUAGUAGUGAAUAAUAAUAAUCUGUCGGGCGAAAUUCCAGAUUUGGGCAAUUGUUUAGAGUUACAGACCCUUGUUUUGUCGAACAACAGCUUCUCUGGAAAUAUCCCCAUUGGAUUGGGAAAUUGCAGUGGCUUAACAACGUUUGCAGCCGUUAAUUGCAGCUUAAGUGGGCCUAUUCCUUCAUCUUUAGGUCAACUUUCAAGGCUCACACUGCUUUACCUGUCUGAAAAUCGGUUAUCUGGAAAAAUCCCGCCAGAGUUGGGAAAUUGCAAGGCCUUGACUGAUUUGCAGGUGUAUGAAAACGAGCUUGAAGGUGAGAUACCGAGUGAAUUGGGUUCGCUCGGUGAUUUGCAGACACUUAUGCUUUUCACCAACCGUUUAAAUGGAGAAAUUCCCAUUGCUAUUUGGAAAAUCCAAAGUCUUCAAGAUAUAAUCGUUUACAAUAACAAUCUUGUGGGCCAGAUACCUAAAGAAAUAACCGAUCUGAAGCAGUUGAGAAAUAUUUCCUUGUUCGAUAAUCGCUUUUCUGGAGAGAUACCCCGUGAGCUAGGCAUAAAUAGUAGCCUGACUCUAAUAGAUUUUACCCGCAAUAGCUUCUCGGGCCCUAUACCUCCGAAUCUUUGCCAUGGGAAGAAAUUGGAGAAGCUUAUUUUGGGUCAAAAUCAGUUUGAAGGAAAUAUUCCUUCUGAUAUAGGGAAUUGCUUUUCUCUGAAAAGAUUGGUUCUGAGAUCGAAUAAUCUUACAGGCGUGCUUCCGGAGUUUGUACUGAAUUCGGACCUAUUGUUUAUGGAUCUUAGCAAUAAUAGUCUUAGUGGAGCAAUACCUUCAAGCUUGGCCAAUCUCACAAACAUUACCUCUGUAGACUUAUCAUUCAAUAACCUCAGUGAACAUAUUCCUUAUCAGCUCGAAAAUAUUUUGCACCUUGAGAGUUUGAAUCUAUCCCACAAUGUUCUUGAAGGUGUUUUACCGUCAGAAUUGUCCAACUGCCACAAGUUAUCGAAACUCGAUGUGGGCCACAAUCGGCUGAACGGGACCAUCCCGUCUAGCUUAAGUAGCUUGACAGAAUUAGCCAUUUUGGAUCUUAGCGAAAAUCGUUUUACGGGUGGCAUCCCUGAUUUUUUAUUUGGAUUAGGAAAGCUCUCGUUUUUGCAGCUUGGUGGAAAUCGAUUAGGUGGAACUAUCCCUCGUUCAGUAGGCUUGGAAAACGAAGCUCACAGCUUGAGGUCACUUAAUCUUAGCAGAAAUGGGUUAACGGGCCGUGUUCCGAUAGAAGUUGGGAGGUUGAAAAUGCUGGAAGAGUUGGAUAUUUGUUGCAAUAAUCUGUCGGGAACUUUGGAGGCCUUUAUUGGGCUCCGUUCGUUGACUUUGGUCAACUUCUCGUACAAUGACUUUUUCGGUCCUAUUCCAUCUCAGUUUUUGCAAUUGGUGAUUUCUUCUCCAUUUUCGUUGAUCGGAAAUCAAGAUUUAUGCAUCGAUUGUCGUGCAGGAGGCCAAACGAGCUGUCGGAAGUAUAACACCUUUAAAUCAUGUGGUAGUAUGUCAAGAAAAAGAAGUCUUAGGCAUUUUCAUAUUGCUGUGGCUAUUUUAGGAUUGGCUCUUUUAGUCGUUAUUAUCCUCUCUGUCGGAAUAUGUUGUGUGCUUUUGAGGCAAAAAGGGCGUAAACGUAAUUUUCUUCUCCCGGGUGAGGAAGAAGGGGCUUCGUCCCUUCUCAACCAAGUCUUGGAAGCCACCGAGAAUCUGAACGACAGAUACUUGAUCGGGAGUGGGGCUCACGGGAAGGUAUACAAGGUCACAUUAGCCCCCACAAAAGUCUACGCUUUGAAGAAGCUCGAAUUAGGUGGGCUCAAGGAAGGAAAGACAAACAGCAUGGCUCGAGAAAUCGAAACAAUCGGGAAAGUCAGACACCGGAAUCUGGUCAAACUCGAUGAUUUUUGGCUGAGAAAAGACCAUGGUUUGAUUCUGUAUGGUUACAUGCCGAACGGGAGUCUUCACGAUGUUCUGCACGGGGCUUGUCCUAUAAAGCCAUUGGAUUGGGGGGUGAGGUACAGGAUAGCGCUUGGGACAGCCCAUGGACUAGCGUAUCUGCAUUUCGACUGUGAUCCUGCUAUUGUGCAUCGAGAUAUUAAGCCGAUGAAUAUUUUACUUGAUUCGGAGUUCGAUCCUCAUAUUUCGGAUUUUGGCAUAGCUAAGCUUUUGGAUGCCUCGGUUGGUUCAAAUACGUGCAGCAGGAUUCAGGGCACUUUUGGUUACAUGGCUCCAGAAAAUGCAUUCUCGAUCAGAAGUACCAAGGAUACAGAUGUGUACGCUUAUGGUGUGGUCCUUUUGGAACUAAUCACCCGAAAGGAAGUAGUGGACCAAUCGUUCGGACCCGAAAUGGAUAUUGUCGGUUGGGUUAGAUCGGCUUUGGAUGAAGGUGAAGACAUUGAGUCCGUUGUGGAUUCAGAGCUCGUAGAUGAAUUUAUUACAGAUUCGAGUGUGAAAGGGCAUGUGAAAAAUGUGAUCUUGAUUGCUUUGAGGUGCACUGAGAAGGAGGCUAACAAGAGACCUAACAUGAGAGAUGUUGUGAAGCAGCUAACAGUGUUGGCUGAUAGCAGCAGUAGAAGCAAAAAUAGUACAUAA